This is a messenger RNA of Symbiodinium natans, 576 nucleotides long. The record is from the annotation of a GenBank genome assembly. Lineage: Eukaryota; Dinophyceae; Suessiales; Symbiodiniaceae.
AUGAGGAAACAACAGCAGCAAGAUCGACACCUGGAGGAGAGCCGCAGGCGUAUUGCAGCCAUCAACAGGCAGGUCGUGAUGAGGGCUGCUGACCGAAGCAAGAAGUGGAAGGAACGCAACGAUGCAGCUGCUUCGAGGCGCCAGCUAAAUUCCGCCACCUCCGAUGCAGACAUGGUCGCGAAGUUGGCUGCGGGCGCCCGGCGAAAAGCAGCCCUGGAGCAGCAGCGAGCGGAGGAGCUUGCAGAGGCUAGCGCCAGCAAGUCGGCACAGAUUCAGAGCGCCCAGGCUCAGGCAGCCCUUCUCCUGGACAAGACUGAGAAGGACUUAAUUUCGAAGGUGCGGCACCGGGAUCAGAUGGUGGCAGAGCGGCAUGCCAUGAGGCUGCAGGAAUUCGCUGCUCGAGCAGAUACUGGUGGACCUUACCAAGAACAGGCUGAAUCCGCCAAGAGCAGAAAGAAAGAGCUGGAGGAGGAAUUCCGCCUCAAAGCAAUGAAAGAGAUGGAGAUGAAGUCAAGCCGACAUAGAGGAGACUCCUCACCCGUGCUCGAACGACAGCGCACGCUGAAGCAGGCUUGA